UCUUCGUCAUCCACCACGACCCACCAAGGUUGGCUCUCUCUGUGGGGAUCCAAAGCUCCUGGGAAAGCGCUGAUCCACGUUUGGAGAUUGAUCAAGAAUGGCCUGGUGGUGGGCUCGGAACUUCUACGGCGACAUAUCAAGGCGGGCGUUUUUUGCCCUGCAUGUGGGAGAGAAGAAGCUAUAUCAUCGGUUUUGGGCCUGUUAUCAUUCGGCAAUGUUUUGGAAGGAGCUGGGCUCGGCAUUGGGUGUAAGGGUGGCGAUCCCACCUGUAUCUAUGAGCACCCAGAGUUCGCUCGCGAAGUGGAUGUUACAGUGGCUGUCAGAGGCGUCGGACGAGGAAAAGUCCAUGAUGAUCCAGGGCAUCUACGCACUAUGGUUAGCACGGAAUGAAACACGCGAAGGAAAGAAGAUUGAGGAGCCGGAGCAGAUUGCAAAAGCGGUGGUCAUGCGACUAGAGGAGUGGCAAAGAGUAAUGGGUGGCCAUGGUUCAGUUGCAAGUAGCCAGCUGAAGGAUACUUGGAAACCCCCGGAGCAUGGUUGGCUGAAGGCCAAUGUAGAUGGAGCUAUGGUGCGGUCAGGGGUGGGAGGUGGAGGGGGUGUGAUCUUUAGAGAUGAACAUGGAGUUUUCAGAGGUGCAGCGUCGGUGUUUUUCCCGGAUACAUGCAGCGCGGAGGUGGCUGAACUGCUUGCAUGCAGACGAGCAGUUCAGGAAGCUGUUCAGAAGGGAGUGCAGAAGUUGCACCUUGAAACGGACUGCCAGACUGUUGCUGGGAUGCUAAACGAAAAGAAGCGGAAUUUAUCAGCUAUGGAUCAAAUUGUAGAGGAAGUGAAAUCAAUGUGCAGUUCGCUUGCUGAGUGCAAGAUCACCUGGGUGAGGAGAACAGCGAAUAGAGCUGCCCAUGGGCUGGCUAAACUAGGAAUAAGUAAUAUGGUUUCGAUGUUUUGGGACCUUGUUCCCCCUGAUUGUAUUCUAAGUAUUGUUUCAGACGAGAUCCUUUCAUUAGUUUAA
Molecule: messenger RNA, 1009 nt
Organism: Triticum dicoccoides
Lineage: Eukaryota; Viridiplantae; Streptophyta; Magnoliopsida; Poales; Poaceae
Exons: 1
Coding region: 98-1009 (303 amino acids)
Molecular function (GO): nucleic acid binding; RNA-DNA hybrid ribonuclease activity
Source: RefSeq, a predicted model, not a curated record